AUGCUGACGCAAAAUCGAGGCGGUGGCGAGAGUUCGACAAAUCCCACGGCAGAACAAUUCGGUGGUCUUGCAUUGUAUGAUAUAUUUUGUCGAGGACCGAAAUUGGACAAACAAGAACUGGUUUCAAUAUGCCGAGAUUAUUACGCGGGCGAUACCUGCUAUCUAAAGAUCCUAGAUGAAUUCACGCGGGAUUACAAGCCGUCAUGCGCUUUGUGGUGGUACACGAAAGAACCACUCAUCUACAGCCUGCUAAACAAAGCUUUGCGUGCAUUCGAUAGACAUCUUAUCAGUCUAUUCGCUUUUUUUAUUCGUGACAUGCGGCAAGCGCUCGCCAAACUGCACAGCACCUCGGGCUUGAAAGAGCCUCUUCGCCUUUAUCGGGGCCAGACGAUGCAGCGCGAUGAGAUCACUUAUUUAAGCAAACGGGUCGGUGAGCACGUGACAAUGCGAGCGUUUCUCUCGACCACCGAUCGGAUGGUGGCACUUAUGUUUGCAUCUCAGCCUGGUAAUCAGCCGAAUGCACACUUACUGGAGCCAGUGCUGCUUGAGAUCGAAGCGGAUCCGAGUAUGUCUGUACUCACACCAUUUGCCAACAUUCAGUCGCGAAGUAAUCAUCCGGAUGAAGAAGAAUGGCUCUUUCAUCUAAAUCCCAUAUUUACUCUAACCGAUAUUGAGCGAAACGACGAUUUCACGAAGCCAACCGUUAUUAGACUUACACUGACCCGUAUUCCUGAAUAUCUUCUGACGCCACUCAAUCAAAUUGCGAAAGUGAUGGGAAAGGAGAGUAUCUGUUCGUUUUCAACAGGUCUCGUCGCUCUGACCGACUAUCUGCACGUGACUGAUAGGCAAGUUCAGGAGCGAAAACAUUUUCAAGCUUUGUGUGAAGCAGAAGCAUCUGCUGAAAAGGGUAUGCUUUUUGUCAAACUCGGUAACGAGGCAUUUAACAAUGGUCACUUUGCUUUGGCCAUCGAAUGCUAUAGAGCUGCCAUUCAUUCUCCAGAUUACUCGUUAUCUGACGAAGUGCUGAAAUCAAGCUGGGAGAAAAUUGGCUACGCGCAUGUUCAGCUUGAGCAGAUUGACCCAGCGAUCGAUGCAUAUCGUCGAACACUCGACAUAUGUGCGUUUGACGAGAGCUAUGCCGAGUCAAUAUGGUUAGCAACCUGGUGCCGUCGCUGGCUGGCCAUCCUCUUAACUAGCCAGAAUCAAUGCCACGAGGCAAUUAAACUUAUCCGAGACAAUAUGCAAAUAACUGAGGUCGGGGGAGACAAUACGAAAGAAUUCAAGGACAUCGACUGGCAGCUGUGUCAUCUCGAUAGGUCUGUGUUCUAUUACAGCACCUUCCCCGACGACCAAGAAUGGCUUUUCAUGGUCUACAAUGUACUGGCUGACGCCUACACAACUCUCCACGAGUAUUCAAGAGCACGCAUCAGCUUGCAGCGUGCUCUCGACAUCUGUCGGACAAACAACAUAACGAAGAAAAUUAAGUCAACACAAGCAAAACUGGGCCGCUUUUUCUUUUGGCCCGAUACAGGCUGGGUGCUGCGCUGA
Didymodactylos carnosus is the source of this 1548-nucleotide messenger RNA. NCBI's taxonomy places the organism in Eukaryota, Metazoa, Rotifera, Eurotatoria, Philodinida, Philodinidae. The record is from the annotation of a GenBank genome assembly.